CCGUGCCUCAGCUUGGGUGGCUGCAGCCGUUCAGUGGCCUCAGUGCUCGCAAUGCGCUCGCUCUUCACGGACGACUCCACGAACUCCAACACACGCGUUGUCUCGGUGCCUCUCGUUCCGAUGCGAUCGACUUGUGCUUGCAAUUGAACGCAACAUACAUGGAUUUUAUCAUACUUAAGGUCAAUGGGACUGACGUAAGCAGCUUCCCACACGAAGAUGCAGUUAGAGCAUUUCUCACCGCACAAGAGCCUAUUGUUGUUGAAGUUAAGAGAAGAAUAUCAGAGUCGCCACAAGAAAAACCUCCCACUUCUAAACUGAUCUCAACAGGUUGCCAAACAGAACUUUCGGGAUUGACAUGGCUGGAAGAUAACUCUUUGGAUUGUUUGACACAUGAUAUAGACUUGGAGGAAGUGACACUACGAAAAUGUAGUAGCGACGAGAAGUUAGGUUUAACAGUUUGCUACAGCUCCGGUUCUGAAGCUGACACUUGCACGGAAGUGUAUAUUAGAGAUAUAGCGCCCCAAAGUGUUGCCGACAGGGAUGGCAGAUUACGACAAGGCGAUCAAAUUUUACAAGUCAAUGGAAAAGACGUCGCUAAUAAAGAAGAAACUGAAUCCCUCUUCGCUGAAAAUAGAAAAGCUGUCACAUUAUUGGUUAGCAGAUGUUAUAACAGGAGCGAAGAAUAUCUAGAUGCGGAACCAAUCGACGCAAUUUCACCAGGGGGCCGUAGUGCCGCUUACCAGAACAGUCUUAUAGAACAAUUAGUACAACAGCAAACAGAAUCUCAGCAUUCCCCUAGAAAUGACACAGCUCCCAAAGUUCCUCCUCAUUUUAUACAAGACCGACUUAAUCUCACCAAUAGUUUAGUACGUUCGAAAAUGGAUUCAAUAAAUCAUGAAAUUUCCGAAUUAGAUCAUCGCAUGCAAAAUAUCCAAUUAGUAAAAAUCGACAAAAGAAAACCGCCACAGUUACCACACAUCCCAGCACCUCAAGAAUCCGACACUGAACACAUAUAUGAAACAAUCCCAGAGUCAGUAGAUUCUGAAAUGGAACCGAUUUAUUCUUGCCCGUACGAAGCCGACGACCAAAGUAUGGUAGAACAAUGGCUCAAAUUGCAAGACCAAGGAUGGAACCCGCAAAAUAAAGAUGCGACACCGAAAGAUAACAAGAAACAAAGAUGCAAGUCAUCGAAAAGCAACAGCAGUGGUGAGGAACAUGAAAAUAGCUCCAGUGCUUAUAACACGGGAGGAUCUUGUAACAGUAAUCCUUUAACUUUCGAGCUAGCCUGUAGUCAGGAUUCGAAACAAAAGGAUACAUAUAGAUCUACAUUAAUCCUGUGCCCCCCUGUGGAGAAGGAAGACACUACUAAGGAAAAAGACCAGACGGAAACGUGCGAUGCUUGCAAACAACAAGCAACUUCCAAAAAGAAAUCUAAGUCAACGUCAAAAACGAAUAGUCCGUCUUCUCCCACGACUAGAAUAGGAGUUGGAGCAACUCCAGCACAUCUGCUCUCUGACACCAUGUAUACAAACGUAGCUAAUUUGCAACAAACUAUGCUUCUGCAGCAGCAACUGUUUAGACAAGCUUUAGUUCAAAAUAAUAUUGACAUAGUGUCGAAACCUACGACAAGCUUCACGUCGCCUAGCUUAAGUCAGUACCAGUUUGUCAGUAGCUCACAGACUUACACUACCCAACCCGAAACAGCCACUUUAGAAACUAUGAUGGAAUGGAAAGUCAAGCGCAGACCUGACGGUACUAGGUACAUUGCAAGGCGACCAGUUCGAAAUAGGAUACUUAAAAAUAGAGCGAUCAAAAUAUCGGAAGAAAGGGCAGGAUUAACGACGGAAGACGACACUGUGUCGGAACUUAAAAUUGGGCGGUACUGGACGAAAGAGGAACGUAAAAAACAUUUAGAAAAGUCGAAGGAGAGGAAACAGAGGCAAGAGAUAUUGUUAGCGUCGAGGAACAUCGAGGAAAACGGCGAAUUAGUUAUACAUAAACCCAUCGAAAAAGUUCAUUCGUUUUCUUCGAAGAAAGCGGCAAACAAUUUAGAUAAUACUGUGAAAAAACAUAAAAGUAAAAGGGUCCAUAAAGAAGGAUAUGAUAAUUUUCCAACAGUGCAAGAAAUGAUUGUGCACGGACCCAAAGUUCCCACUAGUGGCAAGAUGAUGGGUCUACUUUCUGUGACAACGGUUUAAUUUAACUCGUUAAUAAAGCUUGCUUUUAUAUCCA
Molecule: messenger RNA, 2232 nt
Organism: Tribolium madens (black flour beetle)
Lineage: Eukaryota; Metazoa; Arthropoda; Insecta; Coleoptera; Tenebrionidae
Gene: Slip1
Product: PDZ domain-containing RING finger protein 4
Exons: 7
Coding region: 159-2198 (679 amino acids)
Molecular function (GO): protein binding
Source: RefSeq, a predicted model, not a curated record